AUGCCUUCCUUGAUGGAUCUCCCUAAGGAGAUCCGUGCCAUGAUCCUCAAAGAGGUAAUCAAUGGCCAUCGCACCCCACCCAUAUCUCCAUCCAAAUCGAACAUGAUAGAACUUCUGGACAUGCCGUACAAAGGGAAUGUGGAGCAUUCCAGGCUACACCACGAGAAGCGGGAUACGCAUAGCCAAUCGAACAGCCUCUCUCUUCUCCUGACAAGUCGUCAAAUCUCAAUUGAAACCCAAUCGACCCUAUGUCGAAUGCAGAAAACCACCUACGUCCUUGACAUAUCAGUUCUCAAUGAGCUGGAUCUGUUUUCGACUUGGAUCUCAGUCCCACAGCUUACAACCCGUCUAUCUACGCUCCACGUAGAUAUACGCCUUUUUGGGCGCAUAAUCACCAGCGCAGAGGGCCGAGAUCAAAUGGGCUGUGGUGGUCGCUUGGGGUUCCAUUGGCUAUUUUACGGCCUGUUGGAACGGUUUUUACGGUAUGGACCAGUGGGCGCGAAGAAAGGCCCCUGCGACAUUGACUCAUUCGGAGACACCUGCUAUAAGAACCGUAAGAUCUCUGUUGAGAAUCUCAUCCUCGACUUUCACUCCGCCGAGACGGAGCUACCAUAUCCCCCCGAUGACCUGGGAUUCAAGGAGUGGACGAAUAAACAUUGGGGUGAACGCUGGCCGAUCGAUGAACCGGAACAGGAAGACAAGUCUUUGGCGUACAAAACGCGUCCAGAGUGGCUCUUGGAGUAUUUGAAAGAUUCGUUAGAAGAUGUUACUGCUAUGGGCUACCACACUUCACAAUAUGGGGCAUUUAUCUACAAAAGAAUCGGUACCAUCUCCAUGCUGGUGGAUGGAAAGCUGGAGACUACGUUUGAUCUUGCGGGUAGAUUGGCCGGGUUCCACUUUGAUAGGCCCGGUGAUACAAUGGGGCAUCUGUCAUCGGAAAUUCGGUUGGCUGAGUUUUGGAAGUGGAAGAAAGCGACACUCCUAAAGAGGGAAGCUCUUGGAUUUCCUGUUGUAUGGCCACAGAACCUAGAUAUAUAG
Molecule: messenger RNA, 1038 nt
Organism: Penicillium expansum
Lineage: Eukaryota; Fungi; Ascomycota; Eurotiomycetes; Eurotiales; Aspergillaceae
Exons: 1
Coding region: 1-1038 (345 amino acids)
Source: RefSeq, a predicted model, not a curated record